CAGCAGCAACAAUAAUGGCAGGAAGGAAUACGACAAAAAAAAAGGAAGGUGGAGAGAGAAUAAGGACGGAGGACGAGAAAAAUUGGCGCAUCCUCCAUCCCGCGAGGAAAAGCAUGGAAAGUGUCCAUCAGGGGUAUCUAGCGGAGGGUGUGGGGGGUGGGGAGGACGGUGGAGGCUGUCCUGUUGGAAAUCUAUUUAAGAGCGACCAACCGCAGAAAAACGGUUCAGUUUCACGUUUUAUCCCGUCCGUGAGUGAUCGUGAGCUUGUUGCGCCCAACCGGUGUAUCUGGUCCGGUGACUAACGCAUGUGUUGGGAUACUCUCAGCCCCUUUUGGUGCAUCCGUCCGCGGGCAUAACAGCAGACAUAGGUCGAUCCAAACUACCCGCUAAUGAUCGGUGAUCGAUGGGUGUGCGGCCGGUGGUGGUAUUCGCGUGCGGGCAAUGCUUUGAUGCCGUGUGCAAAAAUCGUUGAAAUGUGCAGAUAAUGAACCCGGCGUUCACUGCUGGCUGGUUGUCCGUUAAAAAAAAACCCCGGUCCCCGUUGUGUGUGUGAACCGUUGUGUGUGUCCGUUGAACGAAAAACCUCCUCCCCCGUACGGGAAGUGUGGCGCGCUCGCCGACAAAUUUUGCUGCCAACGACAGAGUUUCACGAACGAGCGGAAACCAAAAACCAAUAAAAAGGAUAUCUUGAAGGAUAAGCUGUUGGCGGCACGGUGCGAACACGUGUCAAGCGUUUUGGUGGAAAACUGAAAAUACAGCCACGGACAUGGUGCUGGUGCAGUGUGCGAUAAGCGGACUGUUGGUGAUAGUGGCACAAUGCGUGCGAGUAAUCAACGGCGAGUAUCAAACAAGCCUCACCUUCAACGAAAUUCUGCCCGAAGAUCCGAAGCUGUACGACAAGAUGCGGCCACCGAAGAAGGAUGGUCAACCGACCAGCGUUGCGUUCCACGUGACCGUCAUGGGGCUGGACUCGAUCGACGAGAACUCGAUGACCUAUGCGGCGGACAUCUUUUUCGCGCAAACGUGGAAGGACCAUCGGUUACGGUUGCCGGAAAACAUGACGUCCGAGUACCGGUUGCUGGAGGUGGACUGGCUGAAGAACAUGUGGCGGCCGGAUUCGUUCUUCAAGAAUGCCAAGUCGGUCACGUUCCAGACGAUGACGAUCCCGAACCACUACAUGUGGCUGUACAAGGACAAGACGAUCCUGUACAUGGUGAAGCUGACGCUGAAGCUGUCGUGCGCGAUGAACUUUCUGAUUUACCCGCACGACACGCAGGAAUGUAAGCUGCAGAUGGAGAGUCUGUCCCACACGACCGACGACAUGGUGUUCCAGUGGGACGAGGAGGUACCGUUGGUUGUGGACGAGCAUAUCGAGCUGCCGCAGUUGGCGCUGGUGAAGAACUAUACGGCCGACUGUACCCAGGUCUACUCGACCGGCAACUUCACCUGUCUGGAGGUGGUGUUUGUGCUGAAGCGACGACUCGGCUACUACCUGUUCCACACCUACAUCCCGACUUGCCUGAUCGUCAUUAUGUCGUGGGUUUCGUUCUGGAUCAAACCGGAAGCGGCACCGGCCCGGGUUACACUCGGCGUAACGUCCCUGCUGACGCUCAGCACCCAGCACGCCAAAUCGCAAGCAUCCUUACCGCCGGUAUCAUACCUAAAGGCGGUCGAUGCGUUCAUGUCCGUCUGCACCGUGUUUGUGUUUAUGGCCCUGAUGGAGUACUGUCUGGUAAACAUUGUGCUGGGUGAUUCGGAUCCACCCACCCCGAAACCGCACCCACCGAAGAUGGACAAAUUUUUCGAUUUUACCGCCAAAAACGGGAAGCGCAACAGUAAGUCGCACGAGCAUGCGCACGAGAUCCCGAUCACCACGUUUCAGCGGCAGGAAAGCACCCUGCUCCUUUCGCCGGUGCCGCACAUCCAGACGAUCCCGCCACCGCCGAGUAAACCGGCCUCGGCCAUACCGAAGCUAACACCGGCCCAGAUGCGCCUGAAGCGUGCGAUCAACAUUGAUCGAUUUUCGCGCAUAUUUUUCCCCUUUCUGUUCACGCUGCUGAACGUCACGUACUGGAUCAUGUUCUACGAGUAUAUUUAAGCAGACGCAAUACUUAGGGGUAGUAGAAGUAGUAGGCUGGUGUGUCCAUGGUAACGAGAGAUCCAAUUUUUUUCGAUUUAUUCGCGUCUUCUAGCGUGUGCGAACACACUAAAAAUGUUUAAUUAGACUAGACUUAGAGAAAAAAAAACACACACACACACACUGACCCUUAAGGAAGUUGAGAAGAAAAAGUUGUAAAUUAAACGAAACACCGUACGCCUCCAAGUAAACGAUUUCAAAUGCAGCGCGGAUAGGCGCACCGGAAGUUGAGCGCGGAACGAGAGCAAAUGGUUUGAAUUUAAACAUUCAGCUCAGUGUAAUUUUACCGAAGGGUAUUAUAGCAUAGUGGUGCCCCAGUGCAAUUGUUACACUUAAGCAACAGACAAUUUUCCAAUCAUAAACAAUUAAUUCUAUGUAUUCGACGGAUAGAGCGACCGAGACCGAAGGAAGGGAAUGUUAAUGCUAAAUGGUCUAGUAGCGCAAUAGUUUGUAAACCAUUACCGCUGCAUGUUUCUUACAUGAAGCGGGACUCGAACGCGAUGCCAUAAACGACGACGUGUACAAAGUAAGGAAGGGGAUAGAGCAGCAAAUUAGUGAUAGAAAGCAGACAGUUGAUUGCAAGUUAAGCUAUACACUUAAGCAUGUAAUACGCUACCAACCGUUCUAACAGUCAAUAAAAGUUAGAAGAGUUUUAAGCUCUUAAUAAGGUG
Molecule: messenger RNA, 2808 nt
Organism: Anopheles stephensi (Asian malaria mosquito)
Lineage: Eukaryota; Metazoa; Arthropoda; Insecta; Diptera; Culicidae
Product: glycine receptor subunit alpha-3-like
Exons: 5
Coding region: 767-2098 (443 amino acids)
Biological process (GO): chemical synaptic transmission; regulation of membrane potential; signal transduction
Cellular component (GO): neuron projection; membrane; synapse
Molecular function (GO): chloride channel activity; extracellular ligand-gated monoatomic ion channel activity; neurotransmitter receptor activity
Source: RefSeq, a predicted model, not a curated record